UUCACAUUCAUAUUAAAGACGGAUCUUAGUUCACAUUGUGUAAAAAAAAUCAAAGAUGAUGUUCGUGACUGUCUUGAAUGUGAGUCUUGUAUUGACAUUUUUGCAGAUAACGACUUCUUCAUGUAACAAUUCUUAUAUGAUACUGGCACCAAAAAUCGUGCGAGCUGGUUUGUCUGAGAACAUUACUGUAACAGUUCUAAAGAGAAAUGUCACUGCGACCAUUACAGCAUCUCUACUGGACUUAAAAGGGAGCAUUCUGUCAACAAAUACCGGAUUCUUCCAAAGUCAUGUUCCCAAGGCACUGACUCUAAGGAUUCCAGAAAAUGUAAAUUCUUCGAGCAGUGCAACGCAUAGAAUACGCUGUAAAGGGACUUCCGGUCUGUUGUUUGAUACUGAGGCUGAAGUUUUUGUGGAAGGACGAAACAUGACAUUAUACAUUCAGACAGACAGAGGCACAUACAAGGGCGGUCAAAAAGUCAGAGUUCGGGCCUUUGGACUUCACAUAAAUUCUUCCAUCUUCAUGGGAAACAUUACUUUGGAAAUAAUGGAUCCAAAGUCCAAUAUUAUUAAGCAAUGGCCGCAGCUUCAAGAACCUGACUUCGGAGUCGUAUCGGCUACAUUAGAGCUGGACACACAACCAGUGCUCGGUAACUGGACUGUCAGAGCCACGGCUCAGGGCAUCAGUAGAAACGUGUCCUUCCAGGUUAAGGAAUAUGUGCCUCCAAAAUUCGACUUGGAAGUAAACCUAUCGAACACAGUCCCUGUGAGUAACACAGACAUCACAGGGUCAGUAAUGGCUAAAUACACAUUUGGGAAACCAGCCUCUGGUCAACUGGUCAUCACAGCCAGUAUUUCUGGACUGAGGCUGUCCCCAGCAGACGACAGUAGCAAGGGUUUACAAAUUUAUUCAGAUCACUUCCACAUUUCAAAACUGAGAAAAUUUGUCAUUCCGUUUGGUCAUCUAAGAGAUCACUUACUCAGCCCUCUUCUACAAGGAAAAACUGACAACUUAUUGAAUAAAAGACUGAAGAUUGACAUCCUGUUUACAGAAGAAUUAACAAAAGUGAAUGUAACAAAAACAGCAUAUGUUACACUUACCAAACGUCAUUCAUUAAAUCUGGUUUUGUUGAACUCUAAUUCCUCUAAAUACAUCCCGGGAAUGCAUUAUCAACUAAAGGUAAAACUUACUGAUAACAACGGUGGAUUGCCUUCGUCAUCGGAAUUUCUCAACAUCACUCUAGAAUCCUGCUCACACAGUGGACAGAGACACAGAGAACAACAACAGUUAGUUCCGGUUCCUGUCAACGGUCACGUGAUCAGAGUGUUCGAUAUGCCAGACAACGCCCACAUCUCAAACGUCACAUUCCAGGUUAGUUGUCGGGACGCCAGGAACUGGCUAAUUUUGUACCCAUAUGACAACAAACAGAUCCACGUGAAGCUCAAUAUAGUAUCUACAAGUCACAAUGUAGGUGAAAAGUUAAAUGUAGAAAUGCAGUUCAACAAACCAACACCAGAAGUAUUUUAUCAGUUCGUAGCCAGAGGAAGACAGGUUUUAUCCGGAAAACAUAACAUAAACAAUAAAAGACUCUCUACGAUGGAAGUGUUGCUCCUGCCAGAAAUGGCCCCGGAGACCUCCUUACUUGUUUAUAAUGCAGAUCCAAUCACAGAUGAUAUAUUUGCUGAUGAAGUUAAAUUUAAUGUGCAUGGAUUUCUAUCAAAUUUUGUAUCAUUAAACUAUAGCACCAACCAAGCGGAACCGAACGAUCACAUACAACUGACUGUUCAAACACUCCCUCAGUCCAAGGUUUUCUUAUUAGCAGUGGACUCUUCCUCGAUAUUACUGGGCAAAAACAAUGACGUCACUGAACAAUCAUUGAAGGAAGUAUUCAGUGAGUUCACCCCAGAAUCCCAGUGGAAGUUGUUCUUUUAUACAAAAGACUGUAAUCAUCCAAGGAUAGAUCACGACCACACGUAUUCAGCUUACAGAUUCGAGGAAGCGGGGACAAAUUUGCUCACAGAUGUCGUUAACUACAACCGUUUUUCAUAUGAAUAUCUGACAGACUAUGAACUUUAUCAGGAAUGGCGGAAGUGGGCAUCGCAAACAAAUCAUAGUUGUCAAUCAGUUCCUGGAUCGCAGACCUGUGUUGAUGGAAUAAGUAAAUUUGAGGCUUAUGGACGAGCUGGUUGUGAUGAAAUGGUGUACCUUGAAUGGUUGUUAAAGAACUGUGCUUACUUUUGCAAUAUGUGUCAGUCACAUGUAUGA
Saccostrea cuccullata (small rock oyster) is the source of this 2263-nucleotide messenger RNA. Its product is annotated as CD109 antigen-like. Gene Ontology annotation, molecular function: endopeptidase inhibitor activity. The record is from RefSeq and is a predicted model, not a curated record. The transcript is spliced from 18 exons. Lineage: Eukaryota; Metazoa; Mollusca; Bivalvia; Ostreida; Ostreidae. Bases 56 to 2263 code for a protein of 735 amino acids.